CGAGCCCCCUGUGAGCGGCGCGGGCCCGGCCGAGCGGAGCUAUGAGCGGGCUCCGCCGUGCGGCUGCGCGGGCCUGGGGGCCGCCUCGCGCCCUGCGCGCCUUCUCCGCUCGUCCCCGGGACCGGAUAGUAGAAACUGUGGGAAAGCUCCUGCAGACAAAGGCACAGCUGGAAACUGAAGAAGGGAAAAAGAACUUCAUUCUUAAAACCCCCAAGGGCACCCAGGACUUCAGCCCAAAGCAGAUGGCCAUCCGGGAGAAAGUCUUCAGCACCAUCAUCAACUGUUUCAAGCGUCAUGGGGCUGAGGUCAUUGACACCCCUGUGUUUGAGCUGACAGAAACUCUGACUGGGAAGUAUGGAGAGGACUCGAAGCUCAUUUAUGAUCUGAAAGAUCAGGGGGGUGAGCUGCUUUCCCUUCGCUAUGACCUCACUGUGCCCUUUGCUCGUUAUUUGGCCAUGAACAAAAUCACCAACAUUAAACGCUACCACAUUGCUAAAGUUUACAGGAGGGAUAACCCAGUCAUGACGAGGGGCCGCUACAGGGAGUUCUACCAGUGUGAUUUUGACAUUGCUGGCCAGUGUGACCCCAUGAUUCCUGAUGCUGAGUGUCUGAAGAUCAUACAUGAGAUCCUGUCUGCCCUCCAACUUGGCAAUUUUCUCAUUAAGGUCAAUGACCGGCGUAUUCUGAGUGGGGUAUUUGCAGCUUGUGGGGUUCCAGAAAGCAAAUUACAAGCUGCUUGCUCUACCGUGGAUAAACUGAACAAGAUGACAUGGGAGGACGUGAAGAACGAGAUGGUUGGAGAGAAGGGGCUUACGCCUGAGGCUGCAGAUCUCAUUGGGGAAUAUGUUAAACUCCAUGGUGGGCUGGACCUGGUUGAACAGCUACUCCAGGACCCAAGACUCUCCCACAACAAGCUGGCUGGGGAGGGGCUGAGAGACAUGAAGCUGUUGUUUGAGUACCUGAUGUUAUUUGGCAUCGUAGACAAGAUCUCCUUUGACCUGAGUUUGGCCCGGGGUCUUAAUUAUUACACAGGGGUGAUCUACGAGGCUGUCCUGAUCCAGCAGCAGAAUGACCGUGUGGAGGAGUUGGUUGAUGUUGGCAGUGUGGCUGGAGGCGGCCGCUACGAUGGGCUGGUGGGGAUGUUUGAUUCCAAGAGGCAGAAAGUGCCCUGCGUGGGCGUUAGCAUUGGAAUCGAGCGGAUCUUUUCCAUUGUGAACUGUAAAGUGAAGGCUUCCAAAGAAAAGAUUCGAACAACUGAAACUCAGGUGCUGGUGGCAGCUCCACAGAAGCACUUCCUUGCUGCAAGAUUGAAGCUUAUUUCUGAACUGUGGGAUGCUGGGAUCAAGGCAGAGAUGCUGUACAGAGAGAACCCCAAGCUGCUGAAGCAGCUGCAUUACUGUGAGGAUACAGGCAUCCCUCUUGCUGCCAUCAUAGGUGAGCAGGAGCUGAAGGAUGGAGUCGUCAAGCUGCGAGAUGUAGCUACUAGGCAAGAGGUUGAUAUCCCAAGACAGAAGCUUCUUGAGGAGAUCAGGAGAAGGUUGGAGUCCUAGAAUUGUCCACAGCAGUUUGACUCACAGGAGCAUUUUGGGGCUGCAUGAAUUUUUUUCAAGCAAUUGGAGCAUCUAGAUCCCUGAACUAAUUCAGUGUCACCUGGCCAAGUCCUUGAGGAUCUGAGCCGUGCCAUCUGGGCAGAAAUCUGGCCACCUUCUAUUGUGCUGAGACUAAUUUGUCUGUACCAAAUCACGGAAUUGGGAAAUCUCAGCUUGUGCAGAACAGACAAAGGCACAAAGUAUAUUACUAUGUAGUUAAUGCUCUUGGGUUAAUUAACCCAAGGAGUGGGUCUGUUUAAUGUAUAUUCAGUGUCAUGAUAGUAAGCUCAUUGGUCCCAUCAGAAGUCAUGCUACAAUUUUUCAGACAAAUUAUUUUUGCCAUGACACAAAAGGUUUAACCAGCUGUUCAGGAACACGGAAGGAAUUUGCAAUUGCUUAUUCCUGUACAAUGGUCAGAUGCCUUUGCAAGAUGAUGUAUUGAUUUGUGUGCUUAAGAGAAAUCUUGUGAGCAUUAUCAAGUAUCUGGAACUUCCAUGAAAACAUUACCUUUCACCUUUAAGGGGCCUCGGAAUCACUCAAAGGUUAGUUCCCUAGUCUGUAUUUUUGCUACCCCCCAGUUUAGGGCUGAACUAGCUCGCUCCUGCUAAUUUUGUACAUGAAGAAAGUGGGUGGCCACUGCUUUCCAGAAUACAAUUAAAUGACUGUUUCUCA
Alligator sinensis (Chinese alligator) is the source of this 2261-nucleotide messenger RNA. RefSeq names its product histidine--tRNA ligase, cytoplasmic-like. The transcript has 13 exons. NCBI's taxonomy places the organism in Eukaryota, Metazoa, Chordata, Crocodylia, Alligatoridae. Gene Ontology annotation, biological process: histidyl-tRNA aminoacylation; mitochondrial translation. The record is from RefSeq and is a predicted model, not a curated record. The coding region runs from base 42 to 1550 and encodes 502 amino acids. Gene Ontology annotation, molecular function: ATP binding; identical protein binding; histidine-tRNA ligase activity. Gene Ontology annotation, cellular component: mitochondrion; cytoplasm.